ACAGAACAAUUGCGUUCAAGAAGUGCGCGCACGAUCAUCCAGGCGCGUCCACAAUGACUGUGACACUGCGUGUUGUUUUCCAACUUCCGCCCAAGUUUGCGAUACCUGUAAUAUUACGCGAGAGCAAAAGUGGGGGAAGGUACCACCUUCUUGGUGCCGUCUCUUAUUGCAUGUAUUCGCAAACUUUCAAAACCACACAGUGUCACAGCCAUUGGCAUUGUAGACGCGCCCUAUAUUCAUAUACCUAUAUGUAUACUUCAGCCAGUGCAGUACCAAUUCUUGCGUGCACAUGGCAAUAUACCUCUCGGUCGUGACGUCAUCAACAUGGACGCCUAGGCCAUGAAAAAUACAUUAGUAGUAUACAAAGCAAAGUAGUUUUUACUAAUUUUUGACAGAAAAAUAACGUGACAGCUCUUAAAUUUUAUAUAUGUGAUAACGCAUAUAAUUUACUAUAAGAUGAUGGUACUUUUCCCUCCCUGACAUUGUUAAUAUGUUUUAUUUAGGAUGAUCAAAGCAUUGUAUAGGUUAUAGAGCAACAUGGAAUGUAAUAACCAAAAAGAGGCAGGCAUGCAAUUUUCACCAAAAAAAAUCAGUAGUAGAACAUAUUGUUGUGUCUCUGUUUGCACUAGUAAUGCUAUAAAAAAUCCUGUGUUAUGUUUUCAUCGUUUUCCAAAGGCUGGCCAGUACUGUAAAAUUUAUUACUAAAUUCAACACGGAGGAAUCAGUAGAUAGAAGAUGGGCAUGGAAAAAAGUUCUAAAACUAAAGGAAAUCGGUUCCAGAAGUCAAGUCUGUUCAAUGCAUUUCACAAAAAAUGAUUAUGCAAUGCCAGAUUAUCCAUCAGAGUAUAGAAAAUUGAAAAAAUCUACAGUACCGUCACUUAACUUACCAAUAAGUGAAUCAGUUACUGAGUCAACACUCAGAAAAACCAUUAAUGACCAAGAAAGAAGUGUUCGUUUAAUUAAUAGAUGUAAUAAGAAAAAAAUUGAUCAAGAAAAGUUUGUUAAUAAUACUGUACCUGUUAAGAAUUCAUCAAUUGAAGUGCCAAAUGGUGUACCAGGAGAUGUGCCUGCAGAAAACGUACCUGUAGAAGCACCUGCUGAAGAUGUGCCAGUCGUAGAUAUACCUGUAGAAAACGUCGCUGUAAAAGCAACUGUUGAAGCUGUACCUACAAAAGAGCCUGAAAGUAAUUCAAGACAAGACAGUGAAAUUGAAGUGCAAUGUGAUGUUUAUAAAAAAUUUGUUAAUACCGAAAAAGACUUAAAUAUUUUAACUGGGCUACCAAGUUUCGAUCUUUUAAAUUUGUUCGAAGAUGUUGUCCAAAUUGUGAGUCCAAAAGCCGCAAAGUGCUAUUUUAAGUCAAAGUUAUCUAUAAAAGAUAGAAUUGUAUUGACUUUAACAAAAUUAAAGCAAAAUAUUAGUUAUAGCAGGUUAUGUGUAAUGUUCCGUAUAAGUAGUGAAGAAAACUGCAGAAAAAUUUUUCUUAGGAUGAUCAGUAUUUUAAGUGUAGGUUUGAAAUAUGCUAUUCAUUAGCUGAGCAAAGAAGUUUUAAAAAAUAUUCCUACAUGUUUUAAUAAUUUUGUAAAUGUUAGAGCUGUGAUAGAUGUAAUUGAAAUGAAGAUACAAAGGCCAAAAAAUUUGUGCUGUCAACGUAUUCUUCAUACAAAAGUGAUAAUACUGUUAGAUUUAUGACAGCAGUAUCACCAGGAGGUCUGAUCACAUUUAUUAGCAAGGCAUUCUCAGGAAGAAGUUCCGAUAAGGCGAUUUUUUAUAAGAGUAAUUUUAUUAAAUUAUUCGAACCUGGAGAUGGUUUAAUGACAGAUAAAGGUUUUUUGAUUGAUGAUGCUUGUCGAGAACACAAUGUGCAGUUAAUAAGACCACCUUUUUUAACAAAUAAAAUUCAAUUUUCAAAAGAAGAAGCUCUAUUGAACGCGAAGAUUGCUAAAGCUCGAGUACACAUAGAGAGAUCUAAUCAAAGAUUAAAAAUUUUUCCUAUAUUGUCUAAUAUUCCUAUAUUGUCCUAUAUUGAAAGAUGACAAAUUUAAUAAAUAAUUAUAUUCAUAAGUUUUAUAUUUAAUAAUAAAAUGUUUUAUUGUUUCAAA
Nasonia vitripennis (jewel wasp) is the source of this 2100-nucleotide messenger RNA. RefSeq lists its product as uncharacterized. NCBI's taxonomy places the organism in Eukaryota, Metazoa, Arthropoda, Insecta, Hymenoptera, Pteromalidae. Bases 797 to 1531 code for a protein of 244 amino acids. The record is from RefSeq and is a predicted model, not a curated record. The transcript has 3 exons.